Molecule: messenger RNA, 3865 nt
Organism: Agrilus planipennis (emerald ash borer)
Lineage: Eukaryota; Metazoa; Arthropoda; Insecta; Coleoptera; Buprestidae
Product: protein FAM91A1
Exons: 20
Coding region: 10-3621 (1203 amino acids)
Source: RefSeq, a predicted model, not a curated record
GCGCUCCUUAUGAUGGGUAACUUGUCACCUGGCUUAAAAAAGCACGCAGUGACAAUGUUCGAAGUGGGAAAAUUGUGUGAUGAAAGUCUGGAUAGUUUCCUUGCUGAAUUAGAAAAAGUAUCAGUAUUAGAUGCAGAAGGAGAAGGAGAGGCUCGACGUUACUUUGUGCAUGCCAUUAUAUUACGAUCGACUGUUCUGGCCCUUCGUAAACUGCCCAGUACCGGACUGGACCUUAUUAGAUUAGAAAGUUUGCAUUCCUUGGACGAAACAGUUAAGAAUCGGUUAAUACAAAAGAAAUACAAAUUGUUGGUUUCAAUGGCUCCCUUAAGUAAAGAGGUUCGUCCAAUUUAUAGUUUAUCCCCUCCUCACUUAGGACCAGCCGUUCCAGAGAUAAAUUCUAUUUGGUUUAAAUUUUUCAUUUAUCAUAUGACUGGCUAUGGACCGCCUUCUCUAUUGUUAACAAAAGGUACAAUAUUAAAAGCACUGCCAAAAAUGUUCUUGGGUUUUACAAAUUUCCUUGUUUGUACAUGGCUUCACGAACCUGCCGUAUUACCUCUGGCGAAUUUUUCUCAUGUAAACGCUGCAUUACAAUAUUCUCCGGUGCUAUUACAAGCCUACGGCGUCCAUCAACCUGCGAAAACACAUAUCGUACCGUUUCCGUUUAGGCCAGACACUCCUACCAAAGGUCAAGGCGAAGCAAUAAGCACCCAUUUAAAGUGGCAAAAUCAUCCGGCCGUCAAGAAUCUUUCAAAUUUUCUUGACUUGAAAAGCAAUUGUGGUUAUUUGACUUUUGUAAACAUUGGGGUCCCAGACUUGGGAUGUUCUAAACGUGAACUUACUGUACGAUUAAGAAAAUCUUCUCAGUAUGAGAAACUUAUAGUCGAUUUUAGUAUUAAGAAUCAAUUAAGGUACAGAGGAAAUUUGGUACGCCAUGUCCUUAAGGAUGAAAAGCAUUACUAUGAGAGGCUUGUUGCAAAAAGUAGGGAAAAGCUUAUGCUAUUCCCUUAUCACUUGGCAGACAUGAUUGUAAAAGGGCUGAGGAUCACUCCAUUUAAUUAUUAUAUUUCUGUUAUUGAGAGAUUAGUACAAGCUGAAAGGAGUUAUGAUACACUUCCUAACUUCACUGCAGCUGAUUGUCUACGUCUUCUUGGUAUUGGAAGAAAUGAAUACUUGGACUUAAUGAAUAAAGCAAAAUCUCAUAGGUCCCGACUUUUUGGCAAUCGUAAUAUUAGACCUUUGCUACCUCAGGUACCUUGUACCAUUUACAUAGAGCCUUGGUGGAGAGUAGAAGCUGGCCUAAUAUUGGAAGAAGACAUUAAGAUGGUCAGUUCCAACGAACAAGAAUUGAUCGAUAGGUUGAUUGAUUAUGGAUCUCAAGCAGCUGGUGAACUUGACCAUAAUUUAGUGAUCAACUUGUAUAAGAAAGGAUUAGUGUAUUUGGAUGUACCCAUAACGGCAGUAGAUAGGAUUCAGGUGCCUCCACUACAAGGUUUUGUUAUGAAUCGGGUGCCCCAGGACAAUUUCGAAACGUUACUAUACAAAAUUUUUGUGUCUAUUGAUGAACAUACAACCGUUGGUGAGUUAGCUAGCGUUAUUGAGGUGGAAACUGAACUUGUUAAACAAGCCGUUUCUUUGUACUGUCGGCUGCAAUUUGCACGAAAAUUAGACCCGGAGACAGAACAACAAAGGGCUAAGAGACAUCCGUCGUGGAACAAUAUACCCACUCCUAUUAACAGGACUGUGGAAAUAACACCAUUAACACUGAACUUCGAUUCAGUGGUUUUAACUCAGGAACUGCAAUCCCCCCGUAGUGAAACUCCCGAGAGUCCAUCUUACAAUAACAGCUCACUACCUCGCAGUGGCCAAAGGAUUGCAUUUUUGUUCGAUUCGGCCUUAAACGCGCUCCUUAUGAUGGGUAACUUGUCACCUGGCUUAAAAAAGCACGCAGUGACAAUGUUCGAAGUGGGAAAAUUGUGUGAUGAAAGUCUGGAUAGUUUCCUUGCUGAAUUAGAAAAAGUAUCAGUAUUAGAUGCAGAAGGAGAAGGAGAGGCUCGACGUUACUUUGUGCAUGCCAUUAUAUUACGAUCGACUGUUCUGGCCCUUCGUAAACUGCCCAGUACCGGACUGGACCUUAUUAGAUUAGAAAGUUUGCAUUCCUUGGACGAAACAGUUAAGAAUCGGUUAAUACAAAAGAAAUACAAAUUGUUGGUUUCAAUGGCUCCCUUAAGUAAAGAGGUUCGUCCAAUUUAUAGUUUAUCCCCUCCUCACUUAGGACCAGCCGUUCCAGAGAUAAAUUCUAUUUGGUUUAAAUUUUUCAUUUAUCAUAUGACUGGCUAUGGACCGCCUUCUCUAUUGUUAACAAAAGGUACAAUAUUAAAAGCACUGCCAAAAAUGUUCUUGGGUUUUACAAAUUUCCUUGUUUGUACAUGGCUUCACGAACCUGCCGUAUUACCUCUGGCGAAUUUUUCUCAUGUAAACGCUGCAUUACAAUAUUCUCCGGUGCUAUUACAAGCCUACGGCGUCCAUCAACCUGCGAAAACACAUAUCGUACCGUUUCCGUUUAGGCCAGACACUCCUACCAAAGGUCAAGGCGAAGCAAUAAGCACCCAUUUAAAGUGGCAAAAUCAUCCGGCCGUCAAGAAUCUUUCAAAUUUUCUUGACUUGAAAAGCAAUUGUGGUUAUUUGACUUUUGUAAACAUUGGGGUCCCAGACUUGGGAUGUUCUAAACGUGAACUUACUGUACGAUUAAGAAAAUCUUCUCAAAAACACAUUCCAGGAUCUGCAAAAUUAAUUAAAUCAUCAUCUGUUAAAGACAGUUCGUCAAAUACGAUAGUCCUCCCAACAACCAUCAGUAAUGAAAAUUUCAGUUUUUCUAAGACCAAUAAGAACGAUUUCACUAAAACUAAUCACGACAAUGCCAAAGAAAAAUCAAAACAAGAAGUAAAAAAGGAGACAAGACGCCUAGAAAGCAGCGAGGACGAAACGCAAAAAACUAAUGAUGCCAUUGACAGGUUGCAGUCACCAGUGGACUCGCACUUUGCGAAUUCACCGAUGAGUGCUAGUCCACCAGCAAAUGGAUUUGUCAACGAAGUCUCUACCGAUCUUCUAAAAGAGGAGCUAGAUCAGUUGAACGAUGAAAUGGCAUCAAAAAAGAAUGAAAUGUUGUCCCUAAAAGAUGAACUGAAAGAGUGCACUUCGUCGUUUGAGAAUCUAAUGAGCCCCAUGGAAGAAAAUAUUAGUAUGUUCACUCGUAACACGAAAAGAGAGAAUGGAGAGAAAAAUUACCAAGAUAGCAUCGAGGUAAAAAGUAAAGAUUCAACUACUUCACUUUAUAUUGGAGAGAUAUGGACCCUUUUGGAUUGCAAUUUCGGCGUGCCACUCUUUGAUGUGGAUGCUAACACAAAAAUUUGCGAUGCAAUAGUUAGCGGAGGUCUUGCCGAAACACAUAGUCUUGAAAAGCUGACGGAAACUAGUCAGAAGCUGGGGACUGCUUUAUUGGAAUUUAUAUCACAAUGCCAGGAUGAUAACAUGGACAUGAAGAAAAGAGGAGUUUUAAUUCCAUUGCCUGAGCACUGCCUGGUCUUUGAUAAUGGAAAAGUUACUGAAUGGACUGGUAAAUAAGAAUUAAUAAGGCAACAAUCUAUUGUAUCGUUAUGAUGAAUUUUAUUUUUAUAAUUUAUAAUUGAAGAAAACAUUCAAAAAGCAAUCGAGGCAAUCAGUACUAUUUUAGUUUAUACAGUUUUAUUGCAACUUAGUACUUAAUUUUAGGAACAUUCCAUAAAUUUAACUCUUACUUGUUAAUUUACUUUUUGUUUUUAAACAUGUUAUAGUCAAAAAAUGUGUAAAUUAUAACGUAAAAGUAGAA